Molecule: messenger RNA, 1707 nt
Organism: Oikopleura dioica
Lineage: Eukaryota; Metazoa; Chordata; Appendicularia; Copelata; Oikopleuridae
Source: the annotation of a GenBank genome assembly
AUGUCAGGUGAAGAAAGCUCUUUUGAAAAUGGUGAGGGUGAUACAGACCCCAGAGUUCAAGAGGAACUGGAGCGACUGAACAACGCUGGAACAGACAUAAACGUCUUGGAAACUGCUUUAACGAAAGCUAGAACUGAGUACCGAACAUACCUUCACAAAAUAUCACAUGAUUUACGAGCGCUGGAGAAAACACUCGGCUCUUGCGUCAAGAAAUCGAGGCCUUACUACGAGUCAAGAAAUAAAUUCAAAGAAGCACAACACGCAGUUCAACUAGCUACCGAAAAAUUUGAACAUGCUGCUUCAAGACAUAAUGCUGCCAGAGAAAUGGUUGCCGUUGCUGAGGCCUCCCUUGAAAGUACCGUCGGUGCGGAUGCUCAAGACAAGCUAGCAUGGGCGGAAAUGCUUAACCAAGCCACAGAAAAGGUGAAUAUCGCAGAAAAAGAACGACAAGAAGCUGCAAAAUUACACACCCAAAAGAUUCAAAAGCUGCAAGAGAUCGAGAGAACAAUGCGAAGUCUUCAAAAAUCCCAAAAGCGAUCAAUAAUUUCUUCAAAACCGUACUUUGAGCUGAAGGUGAUUAAAAUGGCCGAAAUGGAGGAUAAACGAAACACUGUGAAUGAAAUCGAACAAAAACUACACAUCUCGAAAAGUGACUACCAAGCAGCUCUGCGUACUCUUGAGACAAUAUCUGAGCAGAUUCAUUUGCAUCGGAAGUUGCAGAGUCUAGAAUCAAACCUUUCCGGUAAAUCAGAUCAUCUAACAGUCCCUAACGCCGCUGGAACUGGAAACAACCAGUCAGAUACCUCUUCUUGCAGAUCUGUUCUUUCUGAUCUUAGGCGUGCUGACUCUGUAGAGCAUAUUGACAAUAUGUCGGAUCCAUCUGACGCUGACCAGAACGAUAGGCUCAGUGUCGACUCUGGAAUGUGGACCCCUGGAUCUGGAUCGGGUGGAUCUAGACACGAUGUUCUCAGUAGAAAACAAUCUGGAGCAUUGAAAAUCGCCAACUUGAAAUACCCACCGCCCAAUCCACAAAUAUCUGACAGCUAUUCUGCCGAUCUUGAGAGCAUUCCAUUGGCAAAGGAAGAUUUUUGGGAUGGAUACCACCGGAAGCAGAAGCAAGAUUGGUUUCUGAAUCAAAACCAAGCUCUCGAUUUCAUCAAGAGACACACAUCAAUCGCAGAUACUGACAGAGAUCACCGCGUAUCCAUCCUUGACUUGGGGGUAGGCACAAGCACUUUGAUGCUUCGCAUUAUUUUUAUGAUGAAAAACCUUGAUGGUUGGGCGAUCGAUUUUUCUGAGGAAGCUUGCCGAUUUCAGGCAAAAUCAGUUGAGACUCUCCUUGAAAACUAUUCGAAAAAGACUGGCGAUUCUGAAUCUCUUCUCGUCAAAAAUGGAAAUUCACUAGUCAUCUGUAAAGAUGAUUGUAGAUCUUUAACCUGUGCAGACAACUCUAUCGAUUAUAUUAUUGACAAGGGAACAAUGGAUGCCUUUAUGCGACUUGAAGAAUCCGAUUCUUUCCAAGCGAUGGAUGAAAUGGUGCGUGUAUUGGGGCCAUCGGGAAAGGUCUUACAGCUGACAGAAGAACCUCCAGAGACACGUGUUGAACGAUGGUUCAAGUGGUCUCAGACAUCGAAGUAUGAAGCCAAGGUCCAGCAAGAAGAAAUCGCCGGGAAAUACGGAUAUAUUGUCACUGUCACUCUCAAAUAG